Messenger RNA from Alligator sinensis (Chinese alligator), 1170 nucleotides. Its product is annotated as thyrotropin-releasing hormone receptor-like. The record is from RefSeq and is a predicted model, not a curated record. Gene Ontology annotation, cellular component: membrane. The coding region runs from base 1 to 1170 and encodes 389 amino acids. Gene Ontology annotation, biological process: phospholipase C-activating G protein-coupled receptor signaling pathway. NCBI's taxonomy places the organism in Eukaryota, Metazoa, Chordata, Crocodylia, Alligatoridae. The transcript is spliced from 3 exons. Gene Ontology annotation, molecular function: thyrotropin-releasing hormone receptor activity.
AUGAAUGAAGAGAAGAGGGAUGAAGUUGAUGGGACUGGGGAGAAGCAGACCCUGGGGAAGAUGCCGCAGCCGCCGCUGGAGCUGCAGGUGGCGACCAUCCUGCUGGUGCUGCUCAUCUGCGGCGUGGGCAUCGCGGGCAACGUGAUGGUGGUGCUGGUGGUGCUGCGCACCAAGCACAUGGUGACCCCCACCAACUGCUACCUGGUGAGCCUGGCCGUGGCCGACCUGAUCGUGCUGCUGGCGGCCGGGCUGCCCAACAUCUCCGAGGUGGUGGCGUCCUGGGUGUACGGCUACGCGGGCUGCUUGUGCAUCACCUACCUGCAGUACCUGGGCAUCAACAUCUCGGCCUGCUCCAUCACCGCCUUCACGGUGGAGCGCUACAUCGCCAUCUGCCACUCCAUCAAAGCCCAGCUGCUGUGCACCGUGUCCCGGGCCAAGCGCAUCAUCGCGGGCGUGUGGCUCUUCACCUCGCUCUACUGCCUCAUGUGGUUCUUCCUGGUGGACACGUCGCAGGUCACCUUCGCGGACGGGGCGCAGGUCAGCUGCGGCUACCGCGUCUCCAGGACCCUCUACCUGCCCAUCUACUUUCUAGACUUCGCCCUCUUCUAUGUCAUCCCGCUGGGGGUGGCCACCGUGCUGUACGGCCUCAUCGCCCGCAUCCUCUUCAGCAACCCGCUGCCCGCCACCCCGCAGCACGCCCGCCCGGGCUCGGGGCACCAGGGCCAGCCCUCCAGCUCCAUGAAGCUGUCCUGCCGGGGCAACAAGGGCGCGCUGAGCUCCAGGAGGCAGGUUACCAAGAUGUUGGCCGUGGUAGUGAUCCUCUUUGCUGUCCUAUGGAUGCCUUACCGCACAUUGGUCGUGGUCAACUCCUUCAUGGACCCUCCUUACCUGAACAUCUGGUUCCUCCUCUUCUGUAGGAUGUGCAUCUACCUGAAUAGUGCCAUCAACCCCAUCAUUUACAACCUGAUGUCUCAGAAAUUUAGAGCUGCUUUCCGAAAAUUAUGCAAAUGUGAGCAGAAGAGGACUGAAAACGUCACUCAGUAUAACAUCCCAGUAUACUACAGUGUCAUGAAGGACAAUUCCCACGAUAGCUCUGAUCAUGAUGUUACAGAACAAGAAGAUCUAAAUGGUUUUCCUUCCAUGGCAAAGAAAAGUAAGCUUUCCAGCUAA